UUCAUUUUGGAAAUUAAAUAAUAAUUUAUCGAUAAUUCAUCAAGAAAAGUAUUUAACCUACCUUCCACAUAGUGGUUUUAAUAAUCAAAGAAUGGAAUUAGAAUAUGCCAUAUUUUUGGCAUGGUAUUUGAAUAGAACUUUAAUAAUUCCACAUCUUCUGUUGUUUAAAGGAGCUGCACCAAUAACAUCAAAGUCUUAUGAUAGCAUGUAUAAAGAUUUAAACGUGCUUAUUACAUCCGGUAAACUUCGCAAAAAGAAAGUAACUUAUACCAAGUGGAAUUGGGAAGAACUUAUGGACUUUACAUUUGUAAAACAAAACAUAAAGUACAUCCAUCGUCAAGAUUUUAAUUUCACACAAUUGAUAGAAUCACUUCACAUUAAUAAUAACGCGGAAGUGUAUAAAAUAAUUAAUAGUCGUCAGCAACAAUAUUAUGAUGACCCUACAUCAACAACAGAACUUGGUUAUUUACAAGAACGCGUAAAUCUGAUCGAUUUAAAAAAUAGGAAUGAAAAAUUAUUACAUUUUGGAAGCUUAUUUGCUGAAGUAAAGAUUAUUGCUCAAUUACCUGAAAAUCAAAAAUUUUGGAGCCAGUUAAAACAUAAGAUGUUAAUAAAUAAUUUAAUGAUAAUUAACAUUGUCAAUGAUAUUAUCGAUAAAAUUGGUGGGACUGAUAAUUUUAUUGGUGCACAUGCAAGAAUAGGUGAUAGCAGAUUUGAAAUAAACAAAAAUCAAACGGUACAAAAACUUAUCAAAAGUCUUCAAGAAGAUUUUAAGCAUAUAAAAGAAAAAAAUAAUAGUUCUUGUUCACCUACAAAGAUUUUUCUGGCUACAGAUGUACAAAAGAAUGACACUUCUAUCAGACCAUUUUUUCAAACUUUUCCUUGUAUAUAUGUGCUAAGUGAUUUUAAUGAUUUAUUAGAACCUUUAAAAUCUUUAAAAAACCCCAUGGAUG
Messenger RNA from Dentiscutata erythropus, 953 nucleotides. The record is from the annotation of a GenBank genome assembly. NCBI's taxonomy places the organism in Eukaryota, Fungi, Glomeromycota, Glomeromycetes, Diversisporales, Gigasporaceae.